AUGAAGAGCGAAACGGCGGGAGAAGUGAAGAACACGCUGUUCAUCUUCGGGUCCGGCGAGUGCGGCCAGCUGCCGCCCGAGUACUGCUCGGACUACGUGCAAGUGAACCCGACGGCUGUACGCAACCUCCCGAAUGACAUCGACCAAGUCGUUUGUGGAUCCAUGCACACAAUCAUAAAGACGAAGGAUGACCGGCUGUUCUCCUUCGGGUGCAACGACAUGGGUGUUCUCGGACGAAAGACCCAUGCCAACAGUACGAAGGACCCCGAGCACUCCCCAACCUUACUGAACUUCACUUGCAAGUCAAAGAUUAAAAAAAUCAGCUGCGGGGAUAACCACACAGCGGUUCUGCUAGAAAAUGGAAAGGUCUACAUUACGGGGGGGUUUAGGGACUCCUGUGGGGUUUUGGGUCUUCCGUCCUUCCAGAAGAGGGGGGAAAUAAUACCCAAGUCGGAGGAGUUCGUGGAGGUAAAGUUUUCCUACGCGCAGGGUGGGGACAGCGCAGGUGGGAAAGGCGUAGAUGGGAAGGCCGCAGAUGGGAUGGCCGCAGAUGGGAAAGGCGUAGAUGGGAUGGCCGCAGAUGGGAUGGCCUCGGAUGGUUACUCUCACGAGGCGGAGAAACCCAAGCAGGGAGAGGUCAUAAUAAGUAACAUCAUAUCGGGGGAAGAUCACCUGGUGUGCCUGGAGCAAAGUGGAGAGUAUAUUUAUACCAUGGGAAACAGUGACUCAUGCCAAGUAUGCAACACCUUCUACGAUAUAGAACUUGCACAAGAAGUGAGAAACAGGUACGUCUUCCCCAAUCGGUACCACUUCAAAGAUCUUGGAUUCGCCUCCAAGUUUAGGGACAUCUAUUGUGGUGGUAACAACACGUUUGUGCAGUUAGAAGCAUCUCUAGAUGUGUAUGCAAUCGGGAGAAAUGCAUACGGAUCAUGUGGUGUGUCGAUGAGAGAUAAUAUCAUAAAAAAAUUUUCCAAAAUUGAAGAGUUAUCAUCCAAAGAAAUUGCACAACUUUGUGGUGGACAAAGCUUUACCGUCUGUCUACUUAAAAAUAAUGACUUAUACAUUUGGGGGAAUCGAGAGAUAUUGGGAAUGGAAUCUGAGGAGGAUGCAUACUCUCCUCAGGAGUUAACCUACUUCAAAAAAAAGAAGCAUGUUAUUAAAACCAUUUCUUGUGGAACGGAUCAUUGCCUAGUAUUGACGGAGAGUGGCAAGCUCUUCGGGUGGGGUACGGGAGGAAACGAUUUUGAAGAAGACACGUGUAUCUCCGUCAUCGAGAAAAAUGAGCCAUCCGAAAUUGCCUUCCGCAAUUUUGUUACCAAAAAUUUUAGCAAAGGUAGGAAAGAUAGCGAAAUAUCAAUUAGCCAUCUUCAAAUUGUAUCCUUCGCAGGGGGAUCAUCCCACUGUGCUUUUAUUACAUCCCAUGUUGACUCGGAGAGGAUGUCUAUUAAGAGAGGUCACGAUGAAAUUUACGAGGAGGACGAAAAUAUUUUUAUAAAAAAACACAGAAGGGAAAACUUCCCACAGAUGGAAAUCGAUGGGGUACAAAUGAAGAAGGCACAUCAUGAGGAAGAUACGCUUGUCAAAAAUCCCACCAAUGAACAGGGUACAGACCUUGUCCUUGUGGACAAACCUGAGAAGCUAGAUGAUAAACAAAACAAGAAAGGAAGCUUCUUUAAAGACCUUUUCUACAACCCACAAACACCAGUUAAUAGUAAGUACUAUGUGCAGUCAAAGGAUUUAGAAAACAUGGACAGUGAACUUUUAGGCACCGUGGAGAAGACCACUGUGAGUAGAGAUUCACAGAAAAGGAGAAGAAGCGUUAAGAGUAAACCCUACUUAAGCAAUGAAAGUCCCACCAGGAGACAACCAAGGAGGUCUUGCAAAGAAAAUAUCAGUCUGAGUGAAAAGGCACAUAGGCAAUUCUACCAAAUUGUGGACACCCCUAUAUCGAAGAAGAAACGGAAGACAACGACGGCACCUUCUUCUAUGCGGAACAUAAACGUGAAGGUCAGGGCGUCUCCUUCCGAGAGGACGAACAAAUCUAGGUCCGUUGGUGCAAAGAGAGAAAGCGUAGGAAGGUCGUACUCUAAGAGAGACAACCUCAAACGUGAAUCCGCUUCGCAGACACCCGAUGCGAAGGUUGUCCGAGGGAAGUCGUCCAAAAUGAAGAGUUAG
Molecule: messenger RNA, 2175 nt
Organism: Plasmodium cynomolgi strain B
Lineage: Eukaryota; Apicomplexa; Aconoidasida; Haemosporida; Plasmodiidae
Product: regulator of chromosome condensation
Exons: 2
Coding region: 1-2175 (724 amino acids)
Source: RefSeq, a predicted model, not a curated record